AUGCAACGUGUCAGGCUUGCAGUGAACCCAGUGAACCCCGUCGGACGGCCCACCUUUUUCUUCUUGACCACCCCUGAUCGACAGUCGAAUAGCCUCCUCAUCACGGGUAAUGACGAUAACCACCACAUAGCAUGCAAUCAAGUUUGGGGACGACACCAAGACACAUGUUGUGUAUGUAUGUAA
Molecule: messenger RNA, 183 nt
Organism: Bipolaris oryzae ATCC 44560
Lineage: Eukaryota; Fungi; Ascomycota; Dothideomycetes; Pleosporales; Pleosporaceae
Exons: 1
Coding region: 1-183 (60 amino acids)
Source: RefSeq, a predicted model, not a curated record